Molecule: messenger RNA, 1460 nt
Organism: Helianthus annuus (common sunflower)
Lineage: Eukaryota; Viridiplantae; Streptophyta; Magnoliopsida; Asterales; Asteraceae
Product: serine carboxypeptidase-like 7
Exons: 14
Coding region: 15-1370 (451 amino acids)
Biological process (GO): proteolysis; secondary metabolic process
Molecular function (GO): acyltransferase activity, transferring groups other than amino-acyl groups; serine-type carboxypeptidase activity
Source: RefSeq, a predicted model, not a curated record
GCUGCCCUCACACAAUGAAGUCUACUUACAUACGGCUCUCUCUUUUGAUGAUCAUUGUGCAUCUCACACCUUUUUCUAACACAAAAUCAAUUAUCAAAAAUCUCCCUGGUUUUCAUGGUGAUCUACCUUCUGCUUUUGAAACUGGAUACGUAGAAGUGGGAGAUAACAAUGAAGCCCAGUUUUUCUACUAUUUCGUUGAGUCUCAAAGAGACCCGUCGCGCGAUCCUCUUCUUCUUUAUCUCACCGGUGGCCCGGGCACCCCAGCAUUGUAUCCGUUCAUGUAUCAAAUAGGUCCACUAACUAUUAGUCUUGAACGUUCAACAAAGGAUAACAUUACGUUGGAGUUAAAUCCCAAUGCAUUGACAAAGGCUGCUAGUAUAAUAUUUCUAGAUCUACCGAUCGGUGUAGGGUUUUCGUAUGCUACAACAUUUGAAGCAUCAAAGAGUGGUGAUUCCAUCUUAGCUUUACAAACUUAUGAGUUUCUUAAAAAGUGGCUCUCUAUGCAUCCGAGGUUUCGCAAUAAUCCGUUGUACAUAUCUGGUAUUUCAUACAUGGGCAUUAUAAUACCAGUAGUUACUCUAGAAGUGUAUAAAGGUAAUGAACAUGGAAAUCAACCACAUCUGAAUAUCAAAGGAUACUUUAUAAUUAGCCCUCUCACUGAUAAAUUCAGUGAUUUUAACUCAAGAUUAGAGUUUGCUCACAGGCUUGCACUAAUAUCUGAUGAUAUCUACAAUUCAGCGAAAGAAUCUUGUCAUGGUAAUUACGUCGAUAAGGAUCUGAACAACGUGUUAUGUUCAAGUGCGCUUCAACGGAUGGAUGAAUGCACGAGUGGAAUUAACCCGUCGAAUAUAUUGGAGCCGCUUUGUGAAGAUUUAGAUACGGAUCCAACUUGUUCCCUUGAUAGGAUAUAUUUAGAGGUUUGGGCAAACGAUAAAGAUGUGCAAAAAGCUCUCCAUGUUCGUGAGGGAACAGUUAAAAUGUGGCAGCUAGACAAUGGUAAUUUUCAUCGCGAUUCAGAGAACACCACAUACUCAUUCGACAUCUUCAGUAGUUUCGUAUAUCAUAAACUACUUGUUGAUAGAAACUGCCAAGUUUUGAUCAUCAACGGUGAUCAUGAUAUGACUUUUCCAUAUGUCGGCACGAUGGCAUGGAUAACAUCUCUCAACCUUCCAAUCGAAAACCCAUGGGCACCAUGGUUUGUUAGAAAUCAAGUUGCUGGGUAUCGGACCAUAUAUAGAAAGAAUGGAUACUCUUUAAUGCAUGCAACCGUUAAGGGUGCAGGGCAUUCAGUGCCAGUAUACAAGCCUGAAGAAGCUUCGGUUAUUAUCAAUUCAUGGCUCACUUCACAUACCUAUUUACGUGAUUACUAAGCUUGACACUAAAUAACUAUUCCAUUGUUAGUACGUAAAACAAAUCUUCUUAAUAUUAUGUGAAAAUAAAAGAUGUACAAUACAUCUCAU